GCCAAUUAGCUCUGAUCCGGCUGUGGAAACAAAACAACAUAAUUGUUAAUCUAGAUGAUACGUAUUUUAUAUAUCAGUAUUUAUUUUUUGCGCAGACGUUAAUACAAGAAAAUUCAAAAUGCGUGUAGUGUUUUUGACUGCGUUUAUUUUCAUUUCUUUUGGAGUAUCUUUACUGUAUGCAGCUCGUUGGUCAGAGUGGCAAGACCUGACAAUUUGUACAGCGAAGCCAUGUAAGUGCAGAGACGAAAAUGAAAAAUGUGCAUCAGGGAAAAAGGUUCAGAUUCGCACGUGCAUCCGGGAAGAUGGAGACACAUCUAUAUGCCAAUGGCAGGACGGAGCUGGUGCGAUGAAAUUGGAUGAAAGUUGCAAAAAUGAAAACGUAUGCCCAGGUUGGUCCGACUGGAUUCCAAUUGGGAACUGUGACUGCAAAAAUGAAAUUCAGAUGGUCAGAAGACUAUGCAACAGUCCAGUGCCUAUUCAUCCGGAUGUUCUUUGUAUUAACAAAAAUACCGGCGAGAUGAUUAAAGAGCAGAAGAGGCAGGAUCCUUGCAACUGUACAGAGGAAGAAAAAAGGGCAAGAGCAAAAACAACAACAACAACAACAACAUCGACAACGACUACCCCACUGCCUACAACGCCACUUCCGUGCUGUGAAGAUAACAGUUACUAUGAUUACAAUGUUACUUCGUAUGAUGAUGACGAAUUGCUAAACCAAGCAACAACAACAACAAGUAAACCACUGCCGACAAGGAAACUAUCGGCUCUAGAGGUCGAAUUGUACGCUGAAUACGAUUCUAUGUAUGGCUCACUCCCUGAAGAGGGCUGUAGACCAUGUGGAAAUGCAACGGAAAGCGGGGAAAACGACGAUAUCGGAGAUUACAAUGGCGGUAGCGAUGUUUUCGGUUAGAGGCUCACAAAUGACUAGGCAGCUUUCCAGAUUUUUUGGACACUUCUGAUACCUAGGACAGUAACCUUAUGAACUUAGUGCGACUACCUGGUAGCUGUGUUUCACUACAGUUUUCCAUCACACUAUGUCUAUUGCUGAUUCUUAAAACGGACAAAGAUGGGAAAUUAUAUGUGAUAUAACAAAAUUAACUAAAACAUAACUUGAACAUUUAGCACCAAAGUCAUUGGUUUGUGUUAAGCUCAUUUUUUUUGUAGAAUUUAAACGGAAAUGAAAAAGAUGUAAAUAAAUCUAUUAUCUCCUGUUUAGUUCCA
Messenger RNA from Mercenaria mercenaria, 1218 nucleotides. RefSeq lists its product as uncharacterized. The record is from RefSeq and is a predicted model, not a curated record. NCBI's taxonomy places the organism in Eukaryota, Metazoa, Mollusca, Bivalvia, Venerida, Veneridae. The coding region runs from base 119 to 907 and encodes 262 amino acids. The transcript is spliced from 7 exons.